Pieris napi is the source of this 1784-nucleotide messenger RNA. It is a transcript of the gene dare, whose product is annotated as NADPH:adrenodoxin oxidoreductase, mitochondrial. NCBI's taxonomy places the organism in Eukaryota, Metazoa, Arthropoda, Insecta, Lepidoptera, Pieridae. The record is from RefSeq and is a predicted model, not a curated record. Gene Ontology annotation, biological process: ubiquinone biosynthetic process. Gene Ontology annotation, cellular component: mitochondrion. The coding region runs from base 212 to 1615 and encodes 467 amino acids. The transcript has 4 exons.
UAUCAAAAUACCCGAAAAAAAUUUAGGCCUUUUAUUUAAUUAUUAAACAGAAUAUAUACGGUAUAUUCAGUGGCAUGUUCUAGAACAAAUGAUGUCUCUCUUAUUUACUUUGUUAUCUAUUAAAUAAUGUUAAAAUACCACAUCGUAUGUUAUACUGAAAUAAAUUUAAAUAUAAAAUUAUAUUUGAAAUUUUAAUUUUGUAAGUAGCAUCAUGAAACCCUGUUUUUCUAUUGUUCUGAGGCGAUUUUGUUCUCGAAGAACUGUUCCUCAAGUCUGCGUGGUAGGUGCAGGACCAGCUGGUUUCUAUGCUGCAAUGCAUUUAUCUAAGAAUCUCAGGCCAGUUAAAAUCGACUUUAUCGAAAAGUUGCCUGUUCCUUUUGGAUUAAUUAGGUAUGGAGUGGCACCAGAUCACCCUGAAGUAAAAAAUUGUAUUAAUCAAUUUACUAAAUUAGCAAACCAAGAAAAUAUUAGCUUCUAUGGAAAUAUAACAUUAGGCAAAGAUAUAAGUCUGGAUAAUUUAAGACAACAUUAUGAUGCAGUUUUACUUACAUAUGGUGCAGAAGAGGAUAAAACCUUAGGUAUUCAGAAUGAAGAUGCACAAAAUAUAAUAGCAGCUCGUAAUUUUGUUGGUUGGUAUAAUGGACAUCCUCGUGAUAAAGAUUUAAAAGUUGAUCUCUCUGGACGCACUGGAACUAUUAUUGGCCAAGGAAAUGUUGCAUUAGAUGUAGCAAGAAUACUCAUGUCACCAAUUGAUUUACUUAAGAAAACUGACAUAACUGAAUUUGCACUACAGGCAAUAUCCGAGUCAAACAUUAAAGAAUUAUACCUAAUUGGAAGACGAGGGCCCCUACAAGUUGCAUUUACAAUAAAAGAGUUACGGGAACAAUUGAAAUUACCUAACUGUCUCACUAUUUGGAGAAAGGAAGAUUUUGAAGGUGUUGCUGAAGCAGUUGUCAACCUCCAGAGGCCUCGCAAGAGACUAACUGAGCUCAUGUUGAAAUCAUUGGACAACCAAAGUUCACAACCUGGUUCAUACGAAAACUAUUUUCGACCAAUAUUUUUUAGGAGUCCUCACAAAUUUUUAGUUCAUAAUGGUCAAGUUAGUGGGAUUGAGCUUAUAUGUAAUAAAUUAUUUGGUGACAAUAUAGAAAAUCAGAGGUGUAUUGCGACAGAAAAUAUAGAAACUAUUGAUUGCGGUUUAGUUUUUCGGAGUAUAGGAUAUAAAAUUAUAAAAGCAGAUAAUGGUUUAUCUUUUGGAACUAGUGGAUGUGUUGUCAAUGAAAAUGGAAGAGUGAUAGAUAAUAAAGGAAGAGAAUUUGGACGAUUAUAUGUUGCUGGAUGGUUGGGCACUGGACCAGUGGGUGUUAUUAUACAUACAAUGGGAAACGCAUUCCAAGUGGCAAUAAAUAUUUGUCAUGACCUAAAGAAUUGUGAAUCGUCUAAAGAUGGCUUUGAAGGUUUAAAAAACAUUCUUAAAAAUGUUAACAGCCCUGUUAUAACUUGGCAGGGAUGGGAAAAAAUUAAUAGGUUUGAAAUUGAGCUGGGCAAAAAGUUUGGCAAGCCAAGAGAAAAAUUAACUUGUAUUAGCAAAAUGUUAGAAGUUGCUGCAGAAUAAAAACUAUAAGUGAAAUUGAAGACUCACGAAAAAAAAAUCAAACAAGUUAGAUCAUUUUACAUAGUUAAGCUAUAGUACUGUAAGAAUACAUUUUAUAUGCAAAUUUUUAUUUUUGUUAUAAAUAGUUGAAUAUAAAUAAUUAUAUAAAAUAAAAAUUAUGUUUUAUCAA